AUGAACGUAAGCGUAUUAUGUGUACAAUUUUGCCCAGUCUAUAAAGAUCCUCAGGCAUCAAUGGAAAAAGUCAGCUCUAUGCUUGCUAAUUUUAUAAAUGCUGACAUUGUUGUCCUUCCUGAAAUGGCGUUUCCUGGUUACACAUUUGAUGAUAUCGAAGACAUAAGACCAUACCUUGAAUUACCAAACUCAGAAUAUCCAACUUUUAGAUGGUGCAGAGACCAAGCGCAACGACUGGGAGCACACAUCUUCUGUGGUUACCCUGAAAAAUAUGAAGAAGGAGGCUAUAAUUCUAUGAUGGUCUUGAAUCCUCAAGGCGUACUUAUAAAGAAUUAUAGGAAGCAUCAUCUUUAUGUAAUUGACAAAAAUUGGUCAAGAGAAGGAGAAAUAUUCGACUCAGUUACGAUAACAGUAGCAGAAAAUCAAUUAAUUGUAGGGCUUGGAAUCUGUAUGGACAUAAAUCCUUAUGAAUUCAGAGACUAUGAUCUGCACGAAUUGGCUGACUUUUGGCAGUCUCAAAACGUUGACUUGUGUGCAUUUUGUACAAACUGGACUUAUACUGAUGGAGAUGAAUUGCAAUUGUUGAAUUAUUGGCUGUGGAGGCUGGAGCCUUUGCUGAAAACUCAAAGAAAAGUUUAUUUUUUAGCAGCUGAUAGGAUUGGAGAAGAAAAAGGAACCAAAUAUAGUGGAGCAAGCUGUGUAAUUGAGUUAAGCUCAAAGCCAAGAUUACUCGGGAUGCUAGAGAGAACAGUAGAAAGCGUGCUAUUGUGUAAUAUUAGAAUAGAUAAAUAG
This is a messenger RNA of Blepharisma stoltei, 792 nucleotides long. The record is from the annotation of a GenBank genome assembly. NCBI's taxonomy places the organism in Eukaryota, Ciliophora, Heterotrichea, Heterotrichida, Blepharismidae.